AUGCCCAUUGUUCUUCCAACUGUUGCAGCUACUGUCUACCUGGCAUAUCGCCCUAGAGCCACAUACCUUGUUGACUAUGCUUGCUUCCGGCCUAGCCCCAACUAUCGAUUCCCAAGGGCGGCCUUACUCGAGCAUGCACAUAUGUCGACCUUCCUUGCCGAUUCUACCAUUAACUUCAUAGCACGAGUUCUUGAGCACUCCGGUCUUAGUGAUGAGACUUGUGUUCCACCGGCACUUUCUUACAUUGAGCCAUAUUGUAGUCUGGAUGAAGCCCGCGCCGAGGUAGAACUGGUCGUCUUCUCAGUGGUUGAUGAUCUACUGGCUAAGACGAGGAUUGACCUUGAUACGAUUGACAUUCUGGUCACUAACUGCAGUGUCUUUUCACCGGUUCCAUCGAUCGCCGACAUGAUUGUCAGCAGGUAUAAGCUGCGAGGUGACCUUCGCGUAUCAACCUCUCUGGGGAUGGGUUGCAGUGCAACAGUAACUGCAGUUGGGCUUGCAAGGAACAUCUUGGAGGUCAUGCCUUUUGGAUCGCAAGCGCUAGUGGUGUCAACGGAGACCAUCGGACCCAACCACUAUGCGGGUAACAACCGCUCCAUGCAGUUGGUUAAUAUCUUGUUCCGCAUGGGCGGUGCAGCCGUCCUGUUAUCGAGUUCUAGGUCCAAGGCUAGGUUCCGCCUCACACAUGUUGUGCGGACGAUCACUGCUAGCGAUGACAAUGCCUACCGGUGCGUCUACCAAGAGGAAGAUGACGAGGGAAUCAAGGGCGCCAAUCUGUCAAAGAACCUCAUGGCUAUUGCUGGAGACGCUCUCAAGGCCAACAUCACGGCCAUGGGGCCACUUGUCUUGCCUACAUCAGAGCUGAUCAAGUUUCUUCUUGUCUCCUUGGCGAGGAAGGUGUUCCUUGGGAGGAGGAUAAGGCCUUACAUUCCCAAUUUCCGUACAGCGUUCAAACACUUCUGCAUCCACGUUGGUGGACCAGCGGUGAUCAGCUCGGUACAACGUGGCCUUAAUCUAUCCGAUGAGCAUGUCGAGCCUUCACGAAUGACACUGCAUCAAUUCGGAAAUCAGUCAAGUGCAUCUGUGUGGUACGAGUUGGGAUACAUAGAAGCCAAGGGUCGAAUGCUAAAAGGUAAUAGGGUCUGGAUGAUUGGUUUCGGAGCUGGAUAUGAAUGCAACUCCGCAGUGUGGGUGUGCAUCCGUACAUGUACAUCUCACGGUGACCAUGGGCCAUGGGCUAGUUGCAUCCAUCGAUACCCACUAGAUGUGCAGAAAUAA
Molecule: messenger RNA, 1278 nt
Organism: Triticum turgidum subsp. durum (durum wheat)
Lineage: Eukaryota; Viridiplantae; Streptophyta; Magnoliopsida; Poales; Poaceae
Source: the annotation of a GenBank genome assembly